AUGAAUGAAUCAUCACCACCGACCAUGUACAACACAAUUGCCUUCAUCAACAACAUGGAAGAGGAACCAAGCAGAGUGAGUAACUGUUGUUGUAGCUCUUACACGAAGAAGCUUUCAUCAACGACAUCAAACCCACUGCUACUACUAACCACAACAUGUUCCUCCUCCACGGCCCGAAAAGAAGAAGAACAAGACUUUGAUUUCCUUUUUUACCGCCAUGAUCACUUAUCCACCCGAGAAUCCAUGGUGGUUGACUUUACCACGAGACGAACCAUACCUUCCUCACGGUUUCAUCGUUCCUACAUGUCGUCAUCAUCAUCAAUAACUACCAUGGUUUCUUUAUUCAUACUCCUAGCUCUAUUUAUUUUGAACAUCACUAAUCUCUAUGUAUUAACCACUACUCGUUACCACUCCCAUUUUCAACCACAAGGGCUUCAUCAUCAUCAUUAUAAUAACGACUACCACCAUUGGACCACAUCGGAGCAUGCUUUAUUACAACGACAAAGACUACAUGAUGAGAGCAUGUUCGUCGUACUCGCUCAAGAAUCAUCAUCAUCAUCAUCACCACCACCACCCUCAACAUCUCCUUCGUCGUGCAUCUUGUCCCAAGAGCAAGCCUUUCUAUUCACCCAACUCCACGAUUUUAAAUUCACGCCCAAUCUAUAUGGAACCUGGCGAUUGAAAUACUCUAAUGUUUCCAGUACAACCUCUUUGUCGGCAUCAUCUCAUCUCGUACCAUGUCCUGAUCUCUUUGAAAUUACAACCAUUUCAGUGAGUGCUACCAUUGAUCGAAUGACCUACUUUGCAGUUUCUAUGGAUAUUAUACAUAAUAAGACUGAAUUUGAGAGUGAUUUGUGGGGAGUGGCCUAUCAACCUCGAUUCCGUAACAUCUUCUUUGAAUUGCAUGCUUCCACCAAUCUCACUCGAACCCAUUCUGGAAGUUAUUUAGUGGAAAUGAAAGAUCAAUAUUUGGUCUCAAAUGAAACACGUGAAGAUGGUUCCUAUGCAAGUCUAGUGUCAGGCUCACAAGUGUUCAUGACACCACUCUUCAUGAGAAAGAUGUUUUAUGGAUUUGAAUAUACUAUUGAACUGAAAUUACAAGAUUUAUUCAACAUGUUAAAAAGUGAACAAGACAAUAUUCCUCCUCCAUCCAUACAGACCUUUCUGACCUCUCUAAGUUUUUCCAAUUCUUCCAACAAUUCUUCUUCAUCCAUGAACAUGACCAAUUCAGAAUCUAUUUUCAAGUUGAAAAUGUUGGUCUCUAAAUUUGAUUUACCUUUUACCUUUCCUCUCAUUAUCAAACAACCUUUGGGAACAAAUUCAAUACUUUUAUGUGCUGAGAUUUCUUUGAAAACACUUGGUCAAACGGAAUUAUCAGAUUUGAAUUUUCAAAAAAGUCUCAUUCAGGUACAUCAUGCCAUCUCAACCAUCAUUGUGGUGAUCAAUGCAACGUUGAGCAUCAUUGUAUUGAGUUUAUUAGUAAUUCUUAGAAAAUCAAAACCUAGAGAAUCUCGUGGAUAUUUACCUUAUGUGAUAUUUAUUCAAAUUUUUGUCAAUUUUGUGAGAUUGUUGUUACAGACGUAUUGGGGUGAUGAAUUUCUACUUCUCGUCUUUGUAUUUUCUACAAUGAUUUUACUUUGCUUCAGUUAUCUCAUGUAUUUCUUAAAUACCUUGGUAGUUUUUUAUAAGAGAAAAGUAUACAACGAUUGGUAUAAAAAGAUGAAGAGAGAAUCUUUGGAUAAGCAGAAAAAACAGAAAACUAAUGCAUCUGUAAAUCAAAACACAAUUGCCAUUGUUGUCACAAGCCAUGGAGAUGCAACUCCUACUCUUCCCUCAGCUGGUAAUCAUUUUUUAACUCCCUUGACACAUGAGAAUGCAGAUUCCAGUAACAAAUCUCUAGAGAGUUCACUUCAUCCAACUAGUUCCUCAUCUGCCAUUACUUUACAUUCCAAUUCAUCAGGAGAAUUGUUAUUACAACCAUCACAAACACCACAAACACCUCAACCACAGCAGCAUUUACUACCUCAGAAUUCUGUUAGCGACAUUGACAUGACUGCCACAACUGCAGGAGUUGCAGAACCAUUAACACUACCACCACAAUCACAGCAAUCUGUAUCCCAACAAAAAGAUUCAACACUUGAGAAUACCAUUGCAAACCAUCUUUCAGAAAAUGGUCUAGAUGUUAGUAGUGGAAGUAUGAGUAUUCUUCAUGAAGAUGUACUUUCCAAAACAGAACUAGGUUCCAUAUGGUGGGUAAAAUCUCGUCGUGUGAAAAUUUGCAGUACCAUCUUUGUGGCUUUCCUUGUUUCACUUUCUCUUGUGGCCAUCCUUCCAGUGUUCUUGCUCACUGGCGAAUCAGUACUUCAAACCACCGUGUUAAGUGUUCUUGGAUUUUAUUUUUUAGUAGCUUCUGCAAUGGCUAUUGGAGCUCUCUCUUUUGAUAUGGCAUGGAAUUGGAAAAGAAUUAUCAAGAGGUGUGAGUGGAAGAAAUACUUUUUUAGAAAUGAUCCAUUGUACUAUCGUUUAGAGCUGGUUAUUCACUUCUUCUCGAUUUUUCAGUUUAUUGCCAGUGUUGCAGUGCUAUUCAUUGUUAGAGAUCGUGUGGAUAACAUUUCACUCCUCAAUAACAAGACCUAUUCAAGUACUUUACCUACUGCCACAUUUGCUUCUCUUCCAAUAGAAUUCACUGCUGUAGUUUUUGAAAUUUUAGCCUCUGGAGGUGGAUUUAUUUGUAUCAUGACUCUGUAUGAAAAGUACAAAAUGUUGUUUGAGAGUGAACAAGAUGACUAUUCACAUGAUACUCAUUCAAAGGCAGAUCAGAAUGAACAUCAAGAAGAGCCUCCAAAUGCACAAGUAGAAAUACCAACCAUUGAUAAGAAGCCAUCGAAUGUGAAAUUUAGAACGAACAUUUUUUCUCCACUUCUUGAAUUACUUGGUGAUGAUCUUGGCAAAUUAUUCGUCGAUGAAAAAGGUUUUGAAUUAUUGAGACUAUUCUCUAGAAGUGAAUUUUCUAUGGAGAAUCUUGCUUUCAUUAACGACAUGGAAAAGAUUUAUACUUUACUGUUUUGUGAUAUUAACGAAUCAAGAAAGCUGAGUGGUAGUGGAGCAGCAUCUCCCACCAGUAGCAGCUUGAGUAAGAGUUAUAAACCAACUCUCAGACAAAAUCUCUCCCGUGAUACGAUUGAAAAAGCAAAGCAGACAGUUUGUGAAGAUUUUUACAAUCUGUAUGUGAGUGAAAAUGCCAAACUUUCAGUGAACUUUUCCAAUCAAUCCAAAAUGAUUUUUAACAAGUGGAAACAAAAUGGAUGGAAUGAUGAAUAUAUCAAAUCCGAUGAAUUUCCAAAUGAUUUGGAUUACAUUACAUUGGAUGUUGUAAAAAAUGUUCGAGAUACCUUUCGAAGAUUUCAAUUGACUCAAUCAUACAAGGAAUGGAAGAUACAAUCUCGCAAGAACAUUCAAGUUCUUAAAAGUGCGUUGAGACAAGCAAAGAAAAGCCCAGUGACCAUUCAUCUCAAUAAUGGAAAUGGUGCAACAGUGUUGUUGGCAGAAACAAUCAUUUCACCAUCUCCUCCUGCUGCUACAAGCACAUCUCCAACUGCGAACAAUGCAAGCACGACGAUAGAUGUCAACACUGUUAAGCUGGAAUGA
This is a messenger RNA of Naegleria lovaniensis, 3648 nucleotides long. RefSeq lists its product as uncharacterized. The coding region runs from base 1 to 3648 and encodes 1215 amino acids. The transcript has a single exon. Lineage: Eukaryota; Heterolobosea; Eutetramitea; Acrasida; Naegleriidae. The record is from RefSeq and is a predicted model, not a curated record.